This is a messenger RNA of Pestalotiopsis fici W106-1, 894 nucleotides long. RefSeq lists its product as uncharacterized. The coding region runs from base 1 to 894 and encodes 297 amino acids. Lineage: Eukaryota; Fungi; Ascomycota; Sordariomycetes; Amphisphaeriales; Sporocadaceae. The transcript has 2 exons. Gene Ontology annotation, molecular function: catalytic activity. The record is from RefSeq and is a predicted model, not a curated record.
AUGAAAUUCCACCGCAUCAACGGCAAAGUCCGAAAAGUAGAUGACAAUGACGACGCUGCAACGACAGCUUCCGGUGCUGCCCUCAUCGAAGUCCUAAACGCCAACCCGCCCAACGCGCAGGAUCCUCUGCGCCGAGGCCUACCUUUCCAGCCGCGGUCAUAUCGGGACUUUAUGCUCUUCGAGGCUCAUUACUACGGCGUGGCCAUGGGCAUGACGCAGCUCUACCGACCCGCAGCCUACUACCUGGCGCGACUGUACGGCUUGCUCACGGGCGGCGGCGGCGAGUUCCCCCUCUUCAAGCCGUCGGCCCUGUGGUAUAGCCAGCCCAUUUGGUACCAGUCCAACCACCUGGCCUUUGUGGCCGACGGGGCCCCCGUUCACUGUCCUGCCUAUGCAGAGUACCUCGACGUUGAGCUCGAGCUCGGCGUUGUCCUCGGCCGCGAGCUCUACAACGCCACGCCCCAAGAGGCGGAGCAGGCGAUUGCCGGGUUCUGUGUGUUCAACGAUUUCUCCGUGAGAAAUGGGCAGAUGGCUGAAAUGGCGAGCGGCUUUGGACCGCAGCACUCCAAGUGCUUCGCCAACAGCAUCUCGUCCAUUGUGGUCUCGGCAGACGAGAUCUUUCCGGUCCUGCACAAGCUGGCGGGGCGAGUCGUGGUCAACGGGGACGUGGUCAGCGAGUGCCGAGCCGACAAGUGGCAGUUCACAAUGGGCGAAGCGCUCGCGCACGCCUCGAAAGCCACGAGGCUCUUUCCCGGUGAGUUCUUUGGCUCUGGAACGUUUCCUGGCGGCGCUGGCAUUGAACAUGCUCGGUUCCGCCUCCAAGUCGGCGAUACCGUGAGGCUGGAGAUUGACGGUAUUGGGAGUGUGACAAAUACCAUUGUCGCCGAGACGUAA